This is a messenger RNA of Auanema sp. JU1783, 603 nucleotides long. The record is from the annotation of a GenBank genome assembly. NCBI's taxonomy places the organism in Eukaryota, Metazoa, Nematoda, Chromadorea, Rhabditida, Rhabditidae.
CUGGUUCCAGUCAGAGUUUUUCAUUUGAAGAAUUUCUUUACCAACUUCCUUUAUCAAGGCGACUGUGACCAAAUUGAUUUGUUUUGUCAUAAUCGAUUCAAGCCGCUGUUCAAUGCAACUAUUGGGGUUGAUUUCACUGUGAAAACUAUUGCUGUUCAAGACCGUUUGAUCACCUUGCAAUUAUGGGACACAGCUGGGCAAGAAAGAUUCCGAUCCAUCACCAAGCAAUAUUUCCGGAAAGCUGAUGGUGUUGUUCUAAUGUUCGACGUUACAUCAGAGCAAUCGUUUCUCCAUGUUAGAAAUUGGAUCGAUUCUGUAAAAAUGGGCGUAGAUGAAAAUACUGUUAUGUGUUUGGUUGGCAACAAGGUUGAUCUGUUUGGUAAUGAUAAUUCGCGGAAAACAAUUUUUCAAGCUGGAAAGAAAUUGGCUCAGGAAUUUCAAAUGCCAUUCUUUGAGACAAGUGCGUUCACCGGAUAUGGAAUUGAGAAUUGUAUGAAGGCAAUGGCAGUAUCACUGCAAAAAAGAGAGGAUGAUCAUCUAGAAGAAGCUCUACGACUAGAGCAGCAGCCAUCGCCAAAGCGUCGAAGCUGGUGCUGUCUGUGA